AAGUAGUACUUCAGACGAAUUUGUUCGCGUUGUAUUUCAUUGCAAAUAAAACGAUUCGGAAUAACGUUAAUUUUUGUUUCUUUUCUCUAUUCAUUCUUAAAAUUCAAUAUUAUAUGUUAUCAUUUUGAUUUUAGUGUUAGUUGAAAGAAAGCAAAAUAAAAACAUUUGCGUUUUAUGUUUGUUUGCAAACAUAUAUAUAAAUGAAGUAUAACAUACAUUUAUUUCUUUGCAUUUAUGUGAGUGUGUGUAUUACAUGUGCAAUAAGAUAAAUUAAAGUGAAUAUCAGAUUUAAAAAUGUUUCCACGUUAAAAAUGUUCGUUAUUCAAGUGUGUGUUAUAUAUAUAUGUGAAAUUUUUAUAUAAGAAAAUGAACAGUCAGGCACAAGAACACGGUCACGCUGUUGUUGUGUGGGAAUGGGAAAAUCGUCAUGGACGAUGGCGACCUUAUAGUCCUGCAGUAUCACAACAUCUUGAGCGAGCACAUUGUAAGAAACUUACUCGGGUCUUUCUAAAUGAUGCGGAUCCAAAUUUGGAUAGAUAUUAUAUAAAUUUAAAGACUAAAACACAAUGUAGUGAAGAUGGAAAUGAGACACAUAAUGUUAGAAGAAAAUUUUAUCUUCCAAAUUCACCAGCUGGAAAAGGAGCUAAAUGGGAAUGGGCUGGUGAUACAGAUGAUUGGCAUACAUAUGAUAUGGAAGUACAAUGUUUCAUAGAAGAAGCAUGGGCAAGAGGUGAUAAAACUAUUGAUGUUUCUAAAACCUAUUUAGGUUUUCCUUACAUUAUAAAUUUUUGUAAUUUAACUCAAGUUCGUUGUUGUACUGGAUAUGUAAGGCCAAUACGUCGUAUUCAGCAAGCACCUUAUCCUUUAGUCAAAGUUGCUUUAGAAGAAUUACAAAUUAUUUCUGAAAAAAAAACAUCUAUAACUGUUAAAAAUUUAAAUACAAAAAUUACACAUAAAAAAUCAUCUACUGGAAAUACAAAGAAAAAUAAUAAGAAGGGCAAAAAUGGAGACACUGGUGCAUCAAAUAUAGCUCGUGUUAUUUUGAGUAAUUUUAAUAUAUUUAGUAAUAAGCAUGGUAUAGAAAAUAAUCCAAUUACAAAUAUUGAAUCUGGACAAAAAAGAAAAACUUGGGAUAAUGCAUUGGAUGCAGAUUCUAGUAGUACAAAAAGUGGACGAAGGCCAAGUGUUGAUACAGUUUCUACAUAUCUUAGUCAUGAAAAUCCAAUAGAUUUACUGGAUAGUAGUGUAGGAAGUGAUGAUGCUUUUAAAGAUGCUGUUUUGGGUGUUGAUGCUGAAUCUGAUGUUAUUUCUCAAUAUGUAAAAGUAGUAGAAAGUGAUAAUUGCGAUUCUUGUCCUGUAUGUCUUGGUAUGCCAGAACCAUUAACUGUAGAGUUGACUCGCUGUAAACAUAGAUUACAUUUAACUUGUUUGAAUGCAAUGCUUAGUUGUCAGCAACCUCCUAUGUAUAUACAAUGUCCUGUUUGUCGUUUAAUUUAUGGGGAAAAAAGAGGAAAUCAACCUCCUGGAACUAUGAAUUGGACAAGAAUACCUCGAGCACUGCCUGGUUUUCCAAAUACAAAUACAAUUCAGAUAACUUAUGACAUUCCAUCAGGAAUUCAAGGAAGAGAACAUCCUAAUCCAGGACAAGCUUAUUAUGCUGUAGGUUUUCCACGAAUAUGUUAUCUUCCAGAUAAUAAUUUAGGUCGUAGAGUUCUAAGAUUAUUACAAAUUGCAUUUGAACGAAAAUUAAUAUUUACAAUUGGAAGAUCGGUAACUACUGGAAGAGAGGAUGUAGUAACAUGGAACGAAAUUCAUCACAAGACUGAAUUGGGUCCAUCAACAACUGGUCAUGGUUAUCCUGACACAAGUUAUUUAGAAAGAACAUUAGCUGAAUUAGCAGCUCAAGGUGUAAUAGAUAAACAAUCAUCUCCUACUUUGUAUCAGGAAUUGCAAUGAAGUAUUUUCUAUUUAAUGUAUUAUGUGCAAAAUAAUUUUAUAAUUAAUAUUUUAAAUUUUAUAGCCAUAUAAUUUUGCACGAUCAUAGUAUGUAUAUUUAUUUUAAUUUUCUUAUUAAUCUUUAAUAUAAUCAAGUGAUACAGAAGUAA
This is a messenger RNA of Apis mellifera (honey bee), 2105 nucleotides long. It is a transcript of the gene dx, whose product is annotated as protein deltex. The coding region runs from base 367 to 1956 and encodes 529 amino acids. The transcript is spliced from 6 exons. Gene Ontology annotation, molecular function: ubiquitin protein ligase activity; zinc ion binding. The record is from RefSeq and is a predicted model, not a curated record. Gene Ontology annotation, cellular component: nucleoplasm. Lineage: Eukaryota; Metazoa; Arthropoda; Insecta; Hymenoptera; Apidae. Gene Ontology annotation, biological process: Notch signaling pathway; protein ubiquitination.